UUUUAUUACAUGUUCAAUCUUGCAUGUUAAUGUUUAUCUAUAUUGUUUGAAAUAAACACGUUCGUUGUUCUUCUGUUUGCGGCAGACAUUACGCUCGUAUUGCCAAGUAAUAAAACAGGAAUGAGGUUAAUGUUGUGAGUUUGUAUUCAACAGCGCAAUUGAACUACAACCUGUUUUAUCUAAGAAAAAUGUUACUUUAUUGACAGGUAUCACACUUCAGAGAAUUCCAUUUAAGUCUCUUGAUAAUUGACAUUACUUAAAGCAAAUGUUCCAGGAACUGUUUAACUCAUCAUGCUGUGUUUGUAUGUAUCUCACGUUGAUAAAUAGAUUAAACAAUUUCAUAGUUAUAACAGGAGAGUACAACAAGGGAAUUAUGGGAAUAGAAAUAUUUUGUAUAUGUGAUAGGUAUUUAAAAUGAAAAAGAAAACAUUCGGAGGUAACAUUGUGAUCAUAAUAGACAAGUUAUUUUGGACCAAGAAGAUUCGUUUACUGAGACAUGUCAAACUCACGGACAAUUGUGAUUGCCAUAGACGACAGUGAACAGUCGCUGAAUGCCUUUAACUUUUACGUUGACAACGUUAACAAAGUUGGCGACCGUGUCAUUCUUGUGCAUGUUCCAGAAUACAGUAACGUUAUAACUGAUUCGUCAUUGCUAACAGACACACAAAUCCUGGCGGAGCUAAUGAAGGUGACAGAGGAGAAAACACGAAAGCUAGAAGCAGAUUAUAUUCUGAAAAUGAACGAGCUGCGGAUCAACGGGUCAAUGAAGCAACACUAUGGUACUCCUAGUGAAGCAAUAAUAGCGGUUGUUAAUGAGGAGAAAGCAGAUCUGUUGAUUCUAGGAUCGAAGGGACGAGGAUUUAUCCGACGCACAUUUCUAGGGAGUGUCAGUGAUUAUUGUCUUCAUCAUUGUAAUGUUCCUGUUAUAAUUUGUCCACACAAGGCUCAGAAACACUCAAGAGCAGACUUUAAACCAGAUAAAAAUAUCAAUUAAAACAGAAAUAAAAAAAUGUUAAUAUACAAAUCGUGUUAAAUUUUUGUUUUACACCCAACUAUCGUGACGGUCGGAGAUAUACGGAUAGACAAAAAACGGCAACUGUAUGCACACACGUGGAAGUACAUAGCGAUUUAUCUUUAACAUUUCUUUUAACUUUUCAUAAAUCCUCUUAUAUUGAUUCU
Molecule: messenger RNA, 1179 nt
Organism: Ruditapes philippinarum (Manila clam)
Lineage: Eukaryota; Metazoa; Mollusca; Bivalvia; Venerida; Veneridae
Product: universal stress protein in QAH/OAS sulfhydrylase 3'region-like
Exons: 5
Coding region: 497-994 (165 amino acids)
Source: RefSeq, a predicted model, not a curated record